CACUGAUACCGCGGCCUCAUUUGGCUGUUUUGACAGCAACCGAGCCACUCCUCGGAGGCAUAGAAGACAAGCUGUCAUUGAACAUAACCCAUCCUAAAUCCAACUGGGUUUAUCUUCUGACGUGAUCCUGCAUUGAUGAGCAUUCCCACCUGUGUCUUCCUCUCAAAUUCCCUCAUCUCUGCAUCCCGAGCCUAAGCAUGGCGUGCGCCACCCUCAAGGCACUUUUAGCGAGCCUCUCCCGGAGGAAACCCUUGGAGCCAGAAGGGGAGCAGUCCACCUUUAAACGAUGCCUCACCACGCUGGACCUGGUGGCUCUCGGCGUGGGGAGCACUCUGGGCGCCGGCGUCUAUGUUCUCUCUGGAGAAGUGGCCAGAGACACAGCCGGGCCCAGUAUUAUCAUCUCGUUCUUCAUCGCUGCACUGGCAUCCAUAUUUGCCGGACUCUGCUAUGCAGAGUUUGGGUCCAGAGUUCCUAAAACGGGAUCGGCGUACCUGUACAGCUACGUGACAGUUGGGGAGCUGCUGGCUUUUAUCACCGGAUGGAAUUUGCUUCUCUCCUAUGUCAUAGGGACGUCGAGUGUUGCGUUAGCCUGGAGUGGGACGUUUGAUGACCUCAUUGGGGGUGUCAUGUCCAAGUACUUUGAAGAAAAUGCACCGAUGGGCCUUCCAGGAUUGGCGCCCUACCCGGAUGUCUUUGCAGCUUGUCUCAUUAUGCUCCUAUCUGGUGUGCUCUCCUUUGGGGUGAAAGAGUCAACCACCAUCAACAAGAUCUUCACUGGAGUCAACAUCCUGGUCCUGGUCUUUGUGGCCAUCUCCGGCUUCAUCAAGGGGGACAUCUCCAACUGGCAAAUCAGUGAAGACACGCUCCUUAACGCCACGGCUGAGCUCCAUAACCUGAGCACCACCGCUAAUCUGACAAGCGUGUAUGGCGUCGGUGGAUUUAUGCCGUAUGGCAUCAGUGGAACCCUGGCUGGUGCGGCGACUUGCUUCUAUGCUUUUGUGGGAUUUGACUGCAUCGCGACGACAGGUGAGGAGGUGAAGAACCCUCAAAAGUCGGUCCCGGUUGGGAUUGUGGCCUCUUUACUUAUCUGUUUCCUGGCCUACUUUGCCGUUUCCGCGGCGCUCACCAUGAUGAUGCCUUACUACAUGCUCAGCCAAAAGAGCCCCCUGCCCGUCGCUUUUGACUAUAUCGGCUGGGGUCCUGCCAAAUAUGUAGUAGCAGUCGGGUCACUGUGUGCUCUGUCCACCAGCCUAUUGGGUUCCAUGUUCCCGAUGCCGAGGGUGAUGUUUGCCAUGGCAAGAGACGGGCUCCUCUUCCAACCCCUGACCAAAGUCACUUCCAGAGGUAGUCCUGCAGUGGCUACCAUAUCAUCUGGGACUGUAGCAGCCAUCAUGGCUCUGCUGUUCGACCUGGACGCUUUGGUGGAGAUGAUGUCCAUCGGUACCUUGUUUGCCUACACACUGGUGGCCAUUUGCAUCCUAAUUCUGAGGUACCAGAUGGAUCCAUCCCAAGACCGAGAACUUCAAAUCAUUGAGAGCAACACCAAGUUUGGCUUCCUGAAGCCUGCAUCAUCUCCAAAUUCAUUCACUUCAAAAACAGUCACUGUUCUGAUUUUAAUCUCCGUUGCAUGCGUGGCCGCGUUGUGCAUCACACUCAGCCUGGGUAUUGAUGCGUUAUCCGCUAUGGAAGCGUGGAGCAUCACACUCGUCUGCGUGUUCUCCGUUAUACUGCUACUUAGCGUGUUCCUUAUUUGGAGGCACCCACAGAACGCCACCAAGGCAUCCUUUAUGGUGCCCAUGCUACCUGCACUGCCCAUAGUGAGUACGCUUAUCAACGUCUACCUCAUGUUCCAGUUAGAAGGCGCCACGUGGGUACGCUACGCCAUCUGGAUGGCCGUUGGCCUCGUCAUCUAUUUUGGUUACGGGCUGCAUUACAGUGUUCAGAGGCAGCGGCUCAAAUCCAACCUGCCGGUCAUUGAAAGCAUCAGCGAAAAGACGGACAAGAGCAUCUUUAAAGAAGACAAAUUCUAAGCUGUUGUGGGCGAAGAUGAAAAGAUGUUACAGUGAGUCACUGUUUUGGAAUUGUGUGUAACGACGCGUGUCGCUGCUGGUUAAGCAUCAGUACUUUAUCAUAUUUUCAUGGAGUUCAAAUAACCGUGGGCAUUAAAUUUUGUGUUUUUUUUUUCCUUUCACUGUCGGGUUGCACAAUGUGUGCCAUCGUUAAUCAUAUUUACAUGUUUUGCCUUUUGAUUGCAAAGUAGUUCUUAUACUGUACCUAUGUGCUUUUUAAACUGUAUAAAAUGUAUGAAGUAAAAACAAUUGUUUCUAAUACUAUUUGUACUUUUGGAAGUGUAUGUAAAUAAUCUUAAAUUGUGAUUUGGCGAUACGGAAUGUAAUAAUCCUUUUUUUAUUUUGCU
Molecule: messenger RNA, 2416 nt
Organism: Doryrhamphus excisus (bluestripe pipefish)
Lineage: Eukaryota; Metazoa; Chordata; Actinopteri; Syngnathiformes; Syngnathidae
Product: cationic amino acid transporter 2
Biological process (GO): L-ornithine transmembrane transport; L-arginine import across plasma membrane
Cellular component (GO): plasma membrane
Molecular function (GO): L-arginine transmembrane transporter activity; L-ornithine transmembrane transporter activity; L-lysine transmembrane transporter activity
Source: RefSeq, a predicted model, not a curated record